This is a messenger RNA of Solanum verrucosum, 567 nucleotides long. RefSeq names its product probable calcium-binding protein CML13. The record is from RefSeq and is a predicted model, not a curated record. Gene Ontology annotation, molecular function: calcium ion binding. Bases 84 to 527 code for a protein of 147 amino acids. Gene Ontology annotation, cellular component: myosin II complex. The transcript has a single exon. NCBI's taxonomy places the organism in Eukaryota, Viridiplantae, Streptophyta, Magnoliopsida, Solanales, Solanaceae.
AAAAAUUGAAUCCCAAAAUCUACAGAGAGAGAAAUUUCACGGCUGAACGAGAAAGCAGCUAGAGAGAGAAAUCAUCGGAGCAAAUGGGGAAAGAUCUGAGCAACGAUCAAAUAUCCUCCAUGAAGGAGGCCUUCACUCUCUUCGAUACCGACGGUGACGGUAAGAUCGCCCCAUCGGAGCUAGGUAUCCUUAUGCGUUCACUCGGCGGCAACCCGACCCAAGCACAACUCAAAUCCAUAAUCGCCGAGGAGAAACUCAAUGCGCCUUUCGAUUUCAACCGUUUCCUUGAGCUUAUGUCCAAACACCUCAAGCCUGAGCCCUUUGAUCGCCAGCUCCGUGAUGCCUUUAAGGUCCUCGAUAAGGAUUGUACCGGUUAUGUUGUUGUUGCGGAUCUCAAGCAUAUCCUCACCAGUAUAGGUGAAAAGCUCGAGGCUUCGGAGUUCGAUGAGUGGAUCCGAGAAGUUGAUGUUGGAUCAGAUGGAAAGAUUAAGUACGAGGAAUUCAUUGCUAGGAUGGUUGCCAAGUGAUUUCUCCUGUGAGUUCUCAUACCGUUUACAAUUUCAAUUC